Amoebophrya sp. A25 is the source of this 1083-nucleotide messenger RNA. NCBI's taxonomy places the organism in Eukaryota, Dinophyceae, Syndiniales, Amoebophryaceae. The record is from the annotation of a GenBank genome assembly.
GUUUUUUCUAUAGUACAAUUGAAUGUGUAUGUCGUGGGAGUUUUUUCCAUCAUUACAACUAUCGAGUAACAAGUUGAAUAAGAUGAAGAUUCUUAGAAGCAGGAGUGACGAGGUGGUUUGUAGGUGGAUAGGUGAGAUUGAGUACCACCAGAUUUUUCUCUGUAGAAGUCAACUCGUACCCCAUUUUAGAUUUCAAAAACAAAGUGUCUCCAUACAUACUGUUCAAGUUCUCGUCCUGAGCAAGAAGAUUCUGUCAACGUCAUCUAUUUCAUCUUGAAAAGUCACUGACUCAUAGUUUCUCCUUCUUGCUCUCGUAAAAAUGGGCAAAAGUGCGAAGUUCAUGCGCGUGGCAGCGCACGAGAAGCAGAAGCGAGUCCUAAAAGGCAAAGAGUGGCGCGACUCGGGUCACAAACAAGCACGACUAGAAGCGAAACAAAACAAGAGAAGGGAUCGAAGAGAUGCAGCCAGCCUACUUUUCGGCACUGGCGGACCGUCGAAUGAUGAAGACUCAGCAGGUGGAAGAAGUAGUUUGGCAUCUGCGGCGGCGAAUAGGGGGAGUGCGACGACAGGUAGUGACUUUGAUAUUGAUUCAAGUAAUAGACUUGCUUCGAUAAGGUACUUAUGUUUUUUUUUUACCGUACAAAACAAAGUGAAUUUCAAAUGGGUCGUGUUGAUUGAUGGUUGAUAUUAAUAGGUACUCUUAAUUCAUCAUGACAAGGAUGUUCCAGUUUCCUACUUCCAAUCAACACAGCUUUGCCUUUCAAUGGUGACUUGGCAGCGAAGCUUAGGGCAAACUAUGAUGCACCGUCAAAGCCAGAAGGUGAGAAAAAGAAGGGCAUAAAACCAAAGAAAGUAAAGAUGGGGAAAAUAAAACUGAAACAAGCCUAAAGAGUGAGCAUGAAAACUGUGAUGAUACUCGCAGAGGCUCCUCACGACAUAAAAAUCUAAGAUGAUCUAUAGUACCUUUUCCGAACAAAAUAAAAAUCGAGGCCCUUGGUCUAAAACUGAUCAUGAUCUCAUACCCCGAAAGUGCAAGCUGGACCUCCACUUACAACUUUUAUCAAUCUACGCGGUAAUUGAUUC